AACUCGAGGUCCAGACUGUCAUGGCGGCAGGACGGCGACCUUGCAAUUUCUCCCUGGCCCACCCCAACAGGUGUCAGCAACUUCAGAAUGUGGCAACUCUCAAGCCUCUUCCUGUUGGUGACCAUCUGGGGAACUUCCGCCACACCAGCUCCUCCUGACUCAGUGUUCUCCAGCAGAGAGCUCUCCCACCGGGUGCUGCGGAUCCGCAAGCGAGCCAACACUUUCCUGGAGGAGCUCCGGGCCGGCAGCCUGGAGCGGGAGUGCGUGGAGGAGAUCUGUGACUUGGAGGAGGCCCAGGAGAUUUUCCAAAAUGUGGAUGACACACUGGCCUUCUGGGCCAAGUACAUCGACGAGGACCAGUGCGCGGCCCCACCCCCCGAUCACCCGUGCGACAGCCCGUGUUGCGGGCACGGCAAUUGCAUCGACGGCAUCAGCGCCUUCCGCUGUGACUGCGACCCGGGCUGGGAGGGCCGCUUCUGCCUAUACGAGGUGAGCUUCUCCAACUGCUCGCUGGACAACGGCGGCUGCGCGCACUACUGCCUGGAGGAGGAGGGCGGGCGCCGCUGCAGCUGCGCGCCGGGCUACAAGCUGGGGGACGACCACCUGCAGUGCGAGCCCACGGUGAAGUUCCCCUGUGGGAGGCCAGGGAGGCGAAUGGAGAAGAAGCGCAAGACUGUGAAACGUGACACAAGCCAAGCUGACCAAAUAGAUCCAAGGCUCGUCAAUGGGAAGCUAUCCGGAUGGGGGGAGAGCCCCUGGCAGGUGAUCCUGCUGGACUCAAAGAAGAAGCUGGCCUGCGGGGCGGUGCUCAUCCACACGUCCUGGGUGCUGACAGCGGCCCACUGCAUGGAGGACUCUAAGAAGCUCAUGGUCAGGCUCGGGGAGUAUGACCUGCGGCGCAGGGAGAAGUGGGAGUUGGACCUGGACAUCAAGGAGGUCCUCAUGCAUCCCAACUACAGCAGAAGCACCUCAGACAAUGACAUCGCACUGCUCCGCCUGGCCCAGCCCGCCAUCCUCUCACAGACCAUCGUGCCCAUCUGCCUCCCUGACAGUGGCCUUGCAGAGCGCGAGCUCACCCAGGCUGGGCAGGAGACGGUGGUGACUGGCUGGGGCCAUCGCAGCGAGGCCAAGAGAAACCGCACCUUCGUCCUCAACUUCAUCAAGGUCCCCGUGGUCCCUCAAAACGAGUGCAUCAAUGCCAUGCACAACAUGAUCUCUGAGAACAUGCUGUGCGCGGGCAUCCUUGGGGACUCACAGGAUGCCUGUGAGGGCGACAGUGGGGGGCCUAUGGUUGCAUCCUUCCGCGGCACCUCGUUCCUGGUGGGCUUGGUGAGCUGGGGCGAGGGCUGUGGGCGCCUCCACAAUUAUGGCGUUUACACUAAAGUCAGCCGCUACCUUGACUGGAUCCACAGCCACAUUAGAGCUGAGGAGGCCUCGCUUGAGGGCCAGGUGCCUUAGCUUCCCUCAGGCUUGUGUCUGGAGCCCAGAGGCCACUCGUGGAAUGGGGUGGGUGGGGGGGCUGGAUGGCUGAAUGCAACAGUUGAGACAUUAAAGGGGACAUGUAACAAGCACA
Molecule: messenger RNA, 1573 nt
Organism: Lynx canadensis (Canada lynx)
Lineage: Eukaryota; Metazoa; Chordata; Mammalia; Carnivora; Felidae
Gene: PROC
Product: protein C, inactivator of coagulation factors Va and VIIIa
Exons: 9
Coding region: 88-1458 (456 amino acids)
Biological process (GO): blood coagulation; proteolysis
Cellular component (GO): extracellular region
Molecular function (GO): calcium ion binding; serine-type endopeptidase activity
Source: RefSeq, a predicted model, not a curated record